AUGGUUUGGCUUGAUCUUCUUCAAGCCACGGAGGUGAGUUAUUAUUUAUCAACGUUGCGAGAUGUAUUAAAUCUUCAUCUAGUAAGUCGUCAAUACAAGACUUUGUUAAUAAUGUUUAAGAGCAAUCCAGUGCCAUUGACUUCCAAAACCCUUUCUUUGUUUCCAAACUUAUCGACUCUUAACGUUUGGUCUCCACAAGAUGUUUUUACAGUCAAUAAUGACAACUUCCCAAACAUUCAAAACAUAGUGUUGUGGUUCAAAGUCAGUUGUAAAACGAUGAAAGAGUCCCCUCCUAAUAUUAUUUACAAGGAAAUAUGUUUCACAAAGAAAGAUAAGUCAGUGUUUCAGAGAGAAAUUCCAUUUGGGACUAAGAGCAUUGGAGCGUCUUGUUUUGAGGACACGUCUGAUAUGACAUCGUUCACUGUACCAGAAGGAAUACGAGAACUUGGAGUGAAAUGUUUUGCGUCAUGCACGACACUUACAGAUCUCCGAUUACCAAAGUCUCUUCAAACGAUCAAAGAAAAGUGUUUCAUGACAUGUAAGUCAUUGCGGAGUGUAGUGGUACCAGAAGGGGUUUCUGUACUUGAAGAAAGCAGUUUUUCAUAUUGCGAAAGACUUACCGAAGUCAUCUUUAACUGUUAUGACCUCAAAGAGAUCGGUCGGUGUUGUUUCUAUCAAUGUGACGCCUUACAAAAGGUGAUAUUACCCACUACUUUAGAACGCUUGUGUGACUUUACAUUUAGUGAAUGCAAGAGUCUGGCUCAAAUAGAUAUUCCAACUACAGUAACGAGUAUAGGAAAUGCCUGUUUUGAAGGGUGUUUUUCUUUAGUCGCCAUUCAAAUUCCAAACACCGUCACUAAAGUUUCACAAAAAUGUUUCAACAACUGCUCGAACCUUCACCGAGUCGAAGUACCCCGUUUUCUUAAAGAAAUUGGCGAUUUUGCAUUUUGUAGAUGUACGAAUUUGGUAUAUUUAGUUGUUCCCCAAAACGUCGUCUUUUUUGGAUUGGACUGUUUUCAAGAUUGCCCUUUCUUUGAGAAGAACAAUACUAAAACAACUGCUUUAAGAGAUAUUAGUGAACAUUCUGGUAACAGUAAAGCCAAAGACUUGCUUUCUUUCUUUGUGAAGAAUUCAGAUGUUACCACUCAAAAGAAAAAAACCGAAUUAAAACCAAACACAAAAAACUUUGAAGUCCCUCCUCAAUGUGAAAUUAUUAAUUGUGAUGAAGAGAGUGAAUGUAAUAACCAAUGUAUGUCAUGGGAAAAUAUAGACUUGAAUGAAAGGUCGGAGUCACCCCCCACUGAAAGUCAAUUGAAAUCAUCUCAACACAUUCAAGACGUUGUUGUGGAAGACCAGCAACAUUUCCAACAGCAAGAUACUCCAGUAACUAAUAGAAAUGAACAAAAAGAAGACCAAAGUGAAGACACUGAAUUGGAGUCGUGUAUCACUGACAAUAAUAUACUUAAACCGGACGAUGUGUGGCUUACACACAGUCAACUUGAGGCUAAGACUCAACUUAAAGUCAAUGCAAACAAUUCAAAAGUGAUUCAAAAACAAGAAAAACAAAAGACUUUACACUUCUCACAAUUUGAAGACUACACAAUGAGCGGAAGUGAAGAGUGCUCAGACUUCCACCCCCUUAAUGAACCACCACGCACAAUAACUCCAAAGAUUAUUAAAGAACAAAGUGAAGGUAAAGAACCACUUCCAUCUCUCCAAAAGUCUUCACCCCAAAUGAGUGAAAGUACCAUCGAAAUAUCCGAUACAGUGCUUUCAAUAUGUGAUGGUGCUUACCAGGGCUUUACCUCUUUAAAAAGUGUGAAAAUCCCGAAUAGUGUGACUUCUCUUGGAGUUAAGUGCUUUUCGGGAUGUACAACACUGAGUGCAAUAACGCUCUCAACCUCAUUAGAGAAACUCCCAAGCGAACUCUUUGCCAACUGCAGCUCGUUAAAGAGCAUUUUAAUUCCUUGUAAAGUCAAGUCUCUUAAUAACUCGUGUUUUUAUCACUGUGGAAGCCUGUCCUCCUUCCGCUUUUUUGGUGCUAUAGAAAGCCUUGGUAACAUGUGCUUUUGUGGGUGUAGUUCCUUGAAGUCAUUUGACCUCUCCAACUUCCGUUCUGUUGGGAAGAUGUGUUUUCUCGGGUGUUCUCAACUGACUUCCGUCACUCUGUCAUCGCAUUUAUCAAACUUCGAAAGUGAGACGCUUUCCAAUUGCAAUAACUUACAGAACGUCAUAAUAAGUCAAGGAACAACAACUCUCAAAGAUGGGUUGUUCGUUGGGUUCAGUCAAUUGUGUGCGAUAACCCUUCCAACUAGUUUGAAGAUAUUAAAUAGUCAGUCCUUCCAAGGCUGUGUAAAUCUCUCUUCUAUUAACUUGCCUUCACAACUUCAAAGCAUAGGCGCCCACUGUUUUGAGAAGUGUCAAGCUUUGAAAGAAGUCCGAAUACCAAAUGGGAUCACAAAAAUUGAAGAUUUCUGUUUUUAUGAGUGUUUUGGACUCAGUAAAGUGUAUUUGAGCUUUGGGAUCACUGAGUUUGGACAAAACUGCUUUUCUAAGUGUAGUCUUGUGGAGCUUCAACUACCGGGGAGUAUUAAGAAGAUAUCAAAGAGUGCAUGCACCGCCUGUAAAUUAACAAAAAUAGUAUUGUGGCCGAAGAUAUGGCCAGUAUUUGCUUCACAAGUCAACGCCAAACUGAGUCGAGUGACUACUGUGUAUGAUGUAAUCACUGAUGUACAUGCGUUGAUGCAAAUACCUUCACUUCCAUUGGGUAUUAGAACACUAAAUCGUAGUAUGUAUAAGAUCUGUGAUAGACUAAGUUCAAUAACUCUGCCACUUACUAUAUCUGAAUUAAACAGUUCUUGUUUCCAGUGCUGUACAGCACUUGUUCGAAUAGAAAUACCUUCGAGUGUCACUAAAAUUGGGAUGAACUGCUUUGCGAAGUGUUACUCCCUUACCAGUGUCAUAGUCCCUAUUAACGUCAAGACUAUUGAAGAGAGUACGUUUGCGGAGUGUUACUCCCUCAAAAAUGUAUUUCUGAUUGGCGCAACUGAAAUUGAAAAACAAGUGUUUUAUCAGUGCACAUCAUUGACUGGGAUUAAAUGCCAACUCAGUGUUUUGGUCGACAAAAGUAGUUUUGAGGGGUGUGCACUACUUAAAGAAAUUGUUUUAUAUACUCCUCAAUUUGUUCCUUUGGGGAAAUUGCUCACAAAAUGUAGUUCAUUCUCUAACAUAGGACUUAGGUCCAUCAUCCUUCAAAAAUAUUAUCAAUUUGUAAGAAGGCUCUAA
Entamoeba invadens IP1 is the source of this 3285-nucleotide messenger RNA. RefSeq lists its product as hypothetical. The record is from RefSeq and is a predicted model, not a curated record. Lineage: Eukaryota; Evosea; Mastigamoebida; Endamoebidae. The coding region runs from base 1 to 3285 and encodes 1094 amino acids. The transcript has 2 exons.